Molecule: messenger RNA, 1659 nt
Organism: Archocentrus centrarchus (flier cichlid)
Lineage: Eukaryota; Metazoa; Chordata; Actinopteri; Cichliformes; Cichlidae
Gene: cfap36
Product: cilia and flagella associated protein 36
Exons: 11
Coding region: 255-1541 (428 amino acids)
Cellular component (GO): ciliary base; axoneme
Source: RefSeq, a predicted model, not a curated record
UUAGGCGUCACCACUCUCCACUCUCAAAUUCAUGACUGCGCACUUCUACCCGGAGAGUCUUCGCCUUGUCGAGAAUGGAAAAAAUGGCCACUGAGACUCAUGGGGACUAGUUUAUGAGGGACGACAAACCAGAUGUCUUUUUCCAUCUGUGUGAGUUGUUCUGCUUGCGCCGACCUGAAGAACAACACCGUGCCACGGCUGCUGCUGCCUUUUGUUAUUGUUGCUGCUGCUAACGUCCCCCAGCGACAGCCAACAUGGCUGAGGACGAUGGUGAAUGGGUUUUAGAGAGCAUCGUUGGCUACCUCGGAAGUCCCGAGUGGGUCAUUCCUGUCACGGACUUUAUGGAAAACAAAUGCACAGUGUUUGACGACGAAGAUGAGAAUAAGUUAUCAUACACAGAAAUCCAUGAGCAGUAUAAGAAAUUGGUGGAGAAGCUGUUGGAGAAUUACAUGCAAGAGGUUGGCAUCAACGAGCAGCAGUUUCUGGAUGCGUGUACCUCUCCCUUUGCCAAGUCUAAAGCUCUGGAGGCAGUAUUUCAGCCAGUUCUCGCUACAGAUGACUUCCAGAUGUUUCGCUCGUUGAUGGUCCAGAAGAACAUGGAGCUGCAGCUCCAAGCCCUCAGGGUCAUUAAAGAAAGGAACGGGGCCCUCCCAGAGUGUCUAACUGAUGGUGUGGACGUGAUGACAGAGUUGCAGCAGCAAGAGAUGAAAAUCCUGCAGGAGGUUCUUCAAAAAUCAAAAGAGGAGUAUGAUGAGGAAAUGUCCAGGAGGCUGUUACUGGAGAAAGAGGUUGGUUCCACCUCCAGUGGCUGCUCUGACAAGCUAAUGGCAGAGAGCGAUCAAGCCAAGAAUACCUCCUCUGCUCUCAGCCAACACAUCAAUCCUGCCAAGGUUAACAGCAACCCAGUUAGAAAAGAAGGGAGCAAGCCAGCUGCUACAGGUGGUGGUGGUGAGAGAAGUGCAGCUAGGAGCAGUUCCUCCUCUAAACCCACACCAGAUGGUGGCAGUAAUGGUGUGGGGUCCCGAGUUCUGCCAGCUGUGAGAGCUCCUGUAAAAUCUGGUGAGCCCUCCAUCAGCGGCGGUCCUCAUGCCGGGGAGAAGAGCAACAGCAGCCAGACUGCAGGCGAGGCAUGGCUGGAGGAAGCACACAGGGAGGCUGGCUUCUCUAAGCCAUAUACUGAGUUAUCAGCGUCACAGCAGGAGCAGCUCCAGCAGAGGGCAGCAUAUCUGCGUCAGCAGCGGGACAAACUCCACGCACUGAGAAAAGAACAGCAGAAAACCAAGCAGUCGUCCAUGCCAGAGGAGGCACCCAGCAGCCCCCCACCGGUACCCAGCACUACCCCGGAGUCAGUGGGGCAGUCCCAAAGGAAUGGGGCCUGUUCCCCACCUCCUCCUCCUCCUUCUCCUUCUCCUCCUUCUCAUGGUGCUCCUCCAGCACAGCGCUCCUCCAAUCAGAAGGAGAUAUCUGCUGAGGAGAAAAAGAAGCUUGAGAAGAGAAAGCACCUCGCUGACAAGCUGAAAGAGGAAGUGAUCAAGAAAUGACUUCUUCUCAAAAUGCAAUAUUUUACUCUGGUAAUCAAACAAAUUGCUUCCUGUAUACUGCCACAUAUUUCAUAACACAAAUCACUUUUGUUUUUUUGUUUUUUUUUUUUGGGGGGGG